AGGCCCUCGUACCCAAGCUCACUCUGGGGACGGGAAGUCUUGACCAGAGCUACUGGAAGGCUUGGGGACUGCGACCUUAAUCAGAGCCCAAAUGGCCCAGUGGGAGAAGCUGCAGAAUCUCGACAGCCCAUUUCAGGAUCAGCUGCACCAGCUCUACUCACAAAGCCUUCUCCCGGUGGACGUUCGACAGUACUUGGCCAUUUGGAUUGAAGAUCAGAACUGGAAGGAGGCUAUAAUGGGCAAUGAUUCCAAGGCUAACAUGCUGUUCUUCCACUUCUUGGACCAACUGAACUAUGAGUGUGGUCGCUGCAGGCAGGACCCUGAGUGCUUGUUGCUACAGCACAACUUGCGAAAAUUCUACCGGGAUAUUCAGGCCUUUCCCCAGGGCCCUGCCCAAUUGGCUGAGAUGAUUUUUAAUCUUCUUCUGGAAGAAAAAAGAAUUCUGAUCCAGGCUCAGAGGGCUCAGUUGGAGCAAGGCAAGCCAGCUCUUGAAGCACCUGUGGAGAGCCAGCAGCCUGAGAUUGAAUCCCGGAUCCUGGAUUUAAGGGCUAUGAUGGAGAAGUUGGUGAAAUCCAUCAGCCAACUGAAGGACCAGCAGGAUGUCUUCUGCUUCCGAUAUAAUACUCAGACCAAAGGGAGGACACCCUCUUUGGAUCCCUAUCAGGCCAGACAGCAGCAGCUUCUGCAAGAAACUCUUAAUGAACUGGACAAGAGGAGAAAGGAGGUGCUGGAUAUCUCCAAAGCACUACGAGGCCGAUUAACUACCCUAAUUGAGCUACUGCUGCCAAAGUUGGAGGAAUGGAAAAUCCAGCAACAAAAAGCCUGCAUUGGAGCUUCCCUGGACCAUGGGUUGGAACAGCUGGAGAAAUGGUUCACAGCUGGAGCAAAACUUUUGUUUCACCUGCGGCAGCUGCUGAAGGAGCUGAAGGGAUUGAGUCUGCUGGUUAGCUAUCAGGACGACCCUCUGACCAAAGGGGUAGACCUACUGAAGGCUCAGGUCACAGAGUUGCUACAACGUCUUCUCCACAGAGCCUUUGUGGUAGAAACCCAGCCCUGCAUGCCCCAAACUCCCCAUCGACCCCUCAUCCUCAAGACUGGGAGUAAAUUCACCGUCCGAACAAGGCUGCUGGUGAGACUGCAAGAAGGCAGUGAGUCACUGACCGUGGAAGUCUCCAUUGACGGGAAUCCUCCUCAAUUACAAGGCUUCCGGAAGUUCAACAUUCUGACCUCAAACCAGAAAACUUUGACACCUGAGAAGGGGCAGAGUCAGGGCUUAAUUUGGGACUUUGGCCACCUGACUCUGGUGGAACAACGUUCAGGUGGCUCAGGAAAGGGCAGCAAUAAGGGGCCACUGAGUGUGACAGAGGAACUGCACAUCAUCACCUUCACAGUCAAAUACACCUACCAGGGUCUGAAGCAAGAGCUGAAAACGGACACCCUCCCUGUGGUGAUUAUUUCUAACAUGAACCAACUCUCAAUUGCCUGGGCCUCAGUUCUCUGGUUCAAUCUCCUCAGCACAAACCCCCAGAACCAGCAGUUCUUCUCCAGCCCCGCCAAGGCUCCCUGGAGCUUGCUGGGCCCUGCUCUCAGUUGGCAGUUCUCCUCUUACAUUGGUCGAGGCCUCAACCCAGAGCAGCUAAGCAUGCUGAGGGACAAACUAUUUGGGCAGAACUCUAGGGUUGAGGAUGCUUUGUUGUCCUGGGCUGACUUCACUAAGCGAGAGAUUCCCCCUGGCAAGCUACCAUUCUGGACAUGGCUGGACAAAAUUCUGGAGCUGGUACAUGACCACCUGAAGGAUCUCUGGAAUGAUGGACAUAUCAUGGGCUUUGUGAGCCGGAGCCAGGAGCGCCGGCUGCUGAAGAAGACCAUCUCUGGCACCUUUCUACUGCGCUUCAGUGAAUCAUCAGAAGGGGGCAUUACCUGCUCCUGGGUGGAGCACCAGGACGAUGAUAAGGUACUCAUCUACUCUGUGCAGCCCUACACCAAGGAGGUGCUGCAGUCACUACCACUGACUGAAAUCAUCCGCCACUACCAGCUGCUCACUGAGGAGAACAUACCUGAGAACCCACUGCGCUUCCUCUAUCCCCGAAUCCCCCGGGAUGAGGCUUUUGGGUGCUACUACCAGGAGAAAGUUAAUCUCCAGGAACGGAGGAAAUACCUGAAACAUAGGCUCAUUGUAGUCUCUAACAGACAGGUGGAUGAGCUGCGACAACCGCUGGAGCUGGAGCCAGAACUGGAGUCAUUAGACCUGGAGCUGGGCCUGGCACCAGAGCCAGAGCUAGGGCUAGGCCAGGAGUUAGAGCCACUGCUAGAAUCAAUGCUGGAUCUUGGGCCCACAUUUGAGUCCACUCUGGAGCCUGUACUGGAGCCCACUCUGGAGCCUGUCCUGGAGCCCACACUAUGCUUGGUAUCACAAAGAGUGCCAGAGCCAAAUCCGAGACCUGUAUCACAGCCACUGCCAGAGCCAGAUUUGCCCUGUGAUCUGAGACACCUCAACACUGAGGGAAUGGAAAUCUUCAGAAACUGUAUGAAGAUUGAAGAAAUCAUGCGAAAUGGUGACCCACUGUUGGCUGGCCAGAACACUGUGGAUGAGGCCUACGUCUCCAGCCCCAGCCAUUUCUACACCGAUGGACCCUUGAUUCCUUCUGACUACUAGGAAUUACAUUUCCUUUGUUUUUUCCGUAUCUCUUGUCUUCCUACUCCCCAUGUCAUGAUGUUCUUCUUCAAGGAUGGGAAAUCAGGCAUGUGCCCCUUCUAAGUUGGGUUAACCCUGGGAUUUGAGGUGAGAGGUGAAAGUUGGGUAUGGAAGGGGCACCAACAAAUCAGAACAGAUGCUGGCCAUAGUUCUAAAUAGGAUCCUGGAGGCUGUCUGCUGUGCUGGGAGGCGUAAGGAUCCUGGGAGCAGGCCAGGAUGUUGGGACGUACUUGGACGGCUCAGGGCAGUGGCAUCUUUUCAGUAUGGAAGGAUUUUUAACAUUUUAAUACCUGUUGAGGCUAAACUGGUGCACACUAGCACAGGUGUGUGAUAGGACUCCAUCUCUCCCUUCUGGUUCCUUCAUGUCUAAGAUAACCUUUGCCUUUCUUCCUUUCAUUCCUGACUCAAGUCCUAAAUUUCUACUUUUCCUGUGGAGCUUUCUGUCUCAGCCUACCAUGUGAAGCUCCACCCUGAAGAGAGGGAUAAGUAGACCUCUUCCUACCAGUCUCCUCCCCUGCUCUGUCCCCUAAGCUGGCUGCACCCAUUCCUGCCCCAUGAAGUGGUCUUGCCAAUCUAACAUGCCUGUGAAGCUUUGCACACUAAUUUAUGCUGCUUGGUCUUCACUUCCUUAAUGCUUAGGAGACUAACCACUCCCAGAGGCCAGGGUAGUAGUGUUGCUGGGAAUUUAGGAACAGCUUUUUAUAGUAUUGGAUAGAGUUUGGUGUUUUUACAGAGGAAGAGAAGCUCUGGGUCUUAGCUAUUUCUCUGUGAAGAUAUCAUCCCCUUUCUUUUGUAGCAUACAUUGUGGUUUUUUGAGGAGGGGAGAUGGCGGGGGGGUGGGGGCAGUAUGGGGAUCUGAACCUGUGACCUUGGUGUAAUAAGGCUGCUCUCUAACCAACUGAGCUAACUAGCCAGCAUGUUGUAUCAUAUAUUGUUUACCUGAAAGGAAGGUUUCUUUUCCUUGGGUGUGGACCUGGGCUAGACCAAGUUCCUGGAACUUAGAACCUUGAUGGUUUAUUAUAGGACUCUGGACACUUCACACCUUAGCCAUUCCCAAGGAACCUCAGGGAGCAACUGCCAUUGCUCUAAGAUGUGCUUCUGGUGUAACUUGAGAUAUAAAUGAAAGUGGGGCCCUGCACAUGUGGCUGUUUCCUGCCUGGUAUGUCAGAGGAACAGUCCUGUUCAAAAAGGGGCUCUUCUGAGCAGAAAUGGCUAAUAAACUUUGUGCUGCCCUGGAA
Galeopterus variegatus (Sunda flying lemur) is the source of this 3933-nucleotide messenger RNA. RefSeq names its product signal transducer and activator of transcription 2, 113kDa (gene STAT2). Bases 92 to 2656 code for a protein of 854 amino acids. NCBI's taxonomy places the organism in Eukaryota, Metazoa, Chordata, Mammalia, Dermoptera, Cynocephalidae. The record is from RefSeq and is a predicted model, not a curated record. Gene Ontology annotation, molecular function: DNA-binding transcription factor activity, RNA polymerase II-specific; RNA polymerase II cis-regulatory region sequence-specific DNA binding. Gene Ontology annotation, biological process: response to peptide hormone; type I interferon-mediated signaling pathway; defense response. The transcript has 25 exons.